Messenger RNA from Cantharellus anzutake, 1146 nucleotides. RefSeq lists its product as uncharacterized. The transcript has 2 exons. The record is from RefSeq and is a predicted model, not a curated record. Bases 1 to 1146 code for a protein of 381 amino acids. Lineage: Eukaryota; Fungi; Basidiomycota; Agaricomycetes; Cantharellales; Hydnaceae.
AUGGUCAUGGAGGCGAAGCUACCUGAUUCGUCAGAGGAGGCUGAUAGUUGGGGUGUUGAGAUUGAUUAUGAUGCCCAAUUCAACGACUCUGAUGUUCGUAAUGGUAUUGUGACAUGUGCAGCACUCUCCCUCGAUGGUCAUCAUAUAGCUCUCGGUUUUGGUAGUGGUGUCAUCGAGCUUGCCGAUAUCGACCAUCAGUGCACGAUUUCCCGAUUCCAGCUCGAUCCACCCAACCAUCCAGUCUGGAUUGAAUUUGUCCACGGCAGCCACCGGGUUGCUGCUGAGGACAAUGAAGGGAACGUCACCAUCCUUAGCCAUGAUACGACCCCCAUUAAUCUUGGGACUCUUCCCAAUGGUCCUCUUCCUGCUGUAACUCGAGUAUCAGACAAUGGAUUAUUUAUCAUACGGGUUCCACGGGACACUGAUAACUCUUGGUACGACAACAUGACUCUCAUAUCCAUUUUGGGCGACCCACACAUGCAGCUCCUUGCUUCUCCUCCCGAGUCCGACUCUCUUGCCAUUAUUCACCGCCACAAGCCUGCUAUUCCUCAUCGUCGCACGCUUGGAUUUUCUCCGGGAGCACGUUUUAUUGGCGCUUUUGAUGGGCUCAGUGCUUUCACCUGGUCGACAGAUUUGGGUGAGCUCAUUGCGCGUUAUUGUGUGACGGAUUUCAAAUUUUGGAUUAUGAAUCCCGCUGUUCCCCUUGCCUGCUCUUACCACAUCCCUGAUCCUGUAUCUCCUCAACCUACCCUUUCCUCGGGAAAACAUGGAGUGACAGAUAGCCAUCAAAGUUCCAAAACAGAUGCGGUGGAUAACUUGGAUGAGUCCUGGAUCAAGUGUCCAUUUUAUGUUAUCUCACAAAGCACGAAGGAGGAGGAGAGGGGACGAACCCCACUGUUCGGAACCGGUAUAAAACGCACUGGGCUACCAAUGUUCUUCAAUGGAAAAUUAGAAUUCGUUAUUCCCAAGGAGUAUCGACCAGUUGUUUCUUCUCAUGCCAAAGGUCUAGGCGCUUGGUAUGGUGAUCGAGUGCCGUCUGAUCCUAUCUUUUUGUACAGCCCUCGGUCCAGCCAAGAUGGGACUCGAAUUCUCUUCCAAGGCUGGCAGACAGCUCCAAUUGUUGUUGAUCUUAGCCAAGUCAUUUAG